AUGAGCUCCUCUUGGCAUGUCCCAGAAGACUAUCACAGUCGACCGAUUGCCAUCCUAGGCGGUGGUGUACUAGGACGUCGCAUAGCAACGAGCUGGGUCGCAGCAGGCUACGAUGUGUGUGUCAGGGACCCUGAUGCCUCGCAGCGAAAGGCCUGCGAGGAGUACGUAAAAGCAAACGCCCGCGACUAUCCAGCAGCCAAAGCCAACCUCAACGGCUUUGGAGAGAUUUCCACGCAAGCCGAGCUCCCCGACGCCGUGCGAGGAGCAUGGCUCGUUAUCGAGGCCGUGCCGGAGAAGCUGCAGAUCAAGAUCGAUACCUUCGCAGACCUCGAAGCCCAUGCGCCAAAGGAUGCGAUCCUGGCGAGCAACUCGAGCUCGUACAAGAGCUCUGAGAUGCUGGACAAGAUCAAGGAUGAGGCGACGAAGGCGCGCAUAUUGAACACGCAUUACUACAUGCCGCCUGUCAACAACGUCGUUGAGCUGAUGACCUGUGGGUUCACAGAGCCCGUGAUCAUUGAAUUCCUUUUCGAGAGGCAGAAGGAGGCGGGGACGACGCCCUAUGUAGCCAGGAAGGAGUCAACGGGCUUGAUUUUCAACCGACUCUGGGCUGCAGUGAAGCGCGAGGUCCUCACGAUCUUGGCUGAGGAAGUUUCAACGCCACAGGAGAUUGACGAAAUGUUCACGACCAUGUUCAAGACUUCCAUGGGGCCCUGCAAGAUGAUGGACGAUGUCGGGCUCGACACAGUUGCCUUUAUUGAGUCGCACUACGUCGCGGAAAGGGGCCUGCCAUCGGAGAAGACCGUUGAUUUCGUCCAGAAGAAGUACAUUGAUAAAGGGAGACUGGGCGCGAAAAGUCAGAAAGGAGGGCUGUAUCCUCGUGUCCCUCGUCUUUUGGUAUUGGAUCUUGGAUUGGCCGCCACAAAGAUCUCACCAGCUCCAGGCUUUGUGCUGGAGAUGUCAGGCGACGGCAAAAACGAAAAGGCACUCGUCAAGAGUCAGGCUUUACCCGACGGCAUCGACGUCGACAAAUCCUCGGGUCGCAUGUUUUGGACCUGCAUGGGGCUUCCAGGGCAACCCAAUGGCGAGGUAUUUUCCGCGAACUUUGAAGACGGCUCGGACGUAAAGUGUAUCGUACCCAAAGGGGUGGCCAAUACUCCCAAGCAGCUCGUCGUUGAGCCAACAUCCAAGAAACUGUACUUCUGCGACCGCGAGGGGAUGCGGGUGUUCCGCUGCAACUACGACGGCAGCGAGCUCGAAACGAUCAUCAAGACUGGUGAUUGGGAGGCAGACGGCUUCGAAGACCAGACAAAGUGGUGCGUGGGCAUUACCGUUUCGCCCAAGCACGGCAAGUUCUACUGGACACAGAAGGCGGCCUCGAAAUCCGGAAAGGGGCGUAUUUUCUGCGCAAACAUUGACAUGCCCGCUGGAAAGACGGCUGAGACUCGACCUGACAUCGAGCUUCUCUUGGAUAACCUUCCCGAGCCGAUCGAUCUUGAGAUUGACGACAGCACUGAUUUACUAUAUUGGACGGAUCGUGGCGAGCUUCCAUUGGGCAACUCUGUGAACCGAGCAACAUUGGAUCCUACGUCCGGCUUGGUGGCCAAGGCUGACAGUAAGAAGCCAUACGAGGUGCUUGUGAGACACCUGAACGAGGCGAUUGGUCUGAAGCUGGAUCUGGAAGCUGGACACAUUUAUCUCACUGAUCUGGGUGGAUCUCUGUACAAAUGCAAUCUCGAUGGUUCGGGAAAGCAGAGGAUCUAUAACUCCGAUGAGCGAGCACUGGCAGGAAUAACGAUCGUGUAA
Molecule: messenger RNA, 1803 nt
Organism: Diaporthe amygdali
Lineage: Eukaryota; Fungi; Ascomycota; Sordariomycetes; Diaporthales; Diaporthaceae
Product: 3-hydroxyacyl-CoA dehydrogenase family protein
Exons: 2
Coding region: 1-1803 (600 amino acids)
Biological process (GO): fatty acid metabolic process
Molecular function (GO): oxidoreductase activity, acting on the CH-OH group of donors, NAD or NADP as acceptor; NAD+ binding
Source: RefSeq, a predicted model, not a curated record